This is a messenger RNA of Salvia splendens (bonfire salvia), 1197 nucleotides long. RefSeq lists its product as uncharacterized. The record is from RefSeq and is a predicted model, not a curated record. NCBI's taxonomy places the organism in Eukaryota, Viridiplantae, Streptophyta, Magnoliopsida, Lamiales, Lamiaceae. The coding region runs from base 1 to 1197 and encodes 398 amino acids. The transcript has a single exon.
AUGGCUGUUGUGAAGGGAAAAAGAAAGGGAAAGGCCAAGGGAAAAGGUAAGGCUGGUGUUGAUGCUGAUGCUGAUGACGACAACGCGGGGCAACCUACAUUUGUAGACAGUGAUUAUAAUCUAAGUGAUAAGGAAGAGGACAACAUCAUGACGGCUCAAGUUGAGGGAUGGAAGAACGUGGUGAAUUCCAUGAGAGUCCUUGGUGAUUUAGAUGAUGGUGGAGAAAGUGACAAUCUUCGCAGUGACUCACCUAGCUCGGGUGCGAGUGAGGAUGACUUGGCUGGCGAAGGUGACUGUGAUGUCGUCAAAACCAUAAGCCGAAGAUACAAGCUUGCAACGGAUCUAAAUGAUCUAAGGUUGGAAGUAGGACUGUGGUUCAAUACGAAGGAAGAUUUUACAGAACUUAUUCGUCAUCAAGGUGUCAAAUUGGGUAAGAAGUUGAGGCUCAAGAAAAAUGACAUAAUAUGUUGUGUUGCUCGCUGCAAAGGGUUGAUGCGAAGUAAAAAAAUUAAAGCAGAAUGUCCUUGGUCGGUUACCUUAUCCUAUAGGAAUGGGCUUGGUUGUCGACAGAUUUCAGCUCUGCGUGAUACAAACAAGUAUGGAGGUGCUUCUUACAACCACGGUUGUGCUAAUGCCAAGUACUUGUCAAAACUAUUCAAGGAGGAUAUGAGGGUAUUCCCCGGGAUGACGGUUGCUCAAUUUUUGGAGAAGGUGCAUUGGGAGUUGAAGAUAACCAUUUCUGUGGGAAAGGCGAGGCGUGCAAUGGCACGUGCGAGGAGGCUGAUCGAGGGUGAUACAAUCAAGCAGUACAAGAGGCUGCAUGAUUAUAGGGCAGAGAUUCUGAGGACAAAUCUAGGGAGCACCGUUGUCCUAGCAACUAGGCACCUAUCGGAUGGAAACGACAAGUUCAAUGGAAUCUACAUAGCUUAUGAAGCUUGUAAAACUUCCUUCAAGCAGCACUGUAGACGCAUCAUAGGAUUGGAUGGUUGCCAUCUCAAAGGACAAGGAAAGGGCAUACUGCUCACUGCCAUUGGAUUAGACUUGAACGAUCAGAUUUUUCCCGUCGUAUAUAGUGUUGUAGCUAUUGAGAACACUGAUACUUGGAGCUGGUUUUUAAGUUUGUUGGUAAAGGAUUUGGAAAUCAAGGAUUCGAGCAAGUGGACAUUCAUCUCUGACAGACAGAAGGUACAGAUUUAA